UUGGAAACAUGCAGAUACUUAGAGGAAAAGGGCGUAGAGGUGACGUACCUUCCUGUUGAAAAAAACGGAUCUAUUGAUCUUGAAAAGCUCAAGGCCGCCAUAAGGCCCAAGACCAAGCUUAUAUCAAUAAUGACAGUUAACAAUGAGAUAGGCGUUGUGAAUCCAAUAGAGGAGAUAGGAAAGAUAUGCAAGGAGCACGGCAUAGUAUUCCAUACGGAUGCAGCACAGGCCUACGGCAAGACCCCACUCGAUGUAAAGAAGUGCAAUAUCGGAAUGAUGAGCAUUUCGGGGCAUAAGAUAUACGGACCAAAGGGUAUUGGUGCCUUGUAUGUGAGGAGAAGACCGAAGAUUAGAAUAUUGCCGCUGAUACAUGGAGGCUCGCAGGAGAAGGGAUUACGAAGUGGAACAACGCCCACAUUUCUGGCAGUUGGGCUUGGAGCAGCAGCAAAAAUUGCCAAGGAGGAGAUGGAAGAGGACUGUAGUCAUGUAUCUAGGCUGGCAGAUAGGCUCUAUACAAAGAUCAAAGAGAGUCUCGGUGGCGAUAUAGUUAAAAAUGGUGUAAAAACCAUAGCUGGAUGUCUAAACAUAUCGUUUCCGUAUGUUGAGGGCGAGGGGCUUUUAAUGAAGUUAAAGAACUAUGCCCUGAGCAGUGGUAGUGCAUGCACAUCUGCCUCAUUAGAGCCUUCGUAUGUCCUUCGAGCGCUGGGAACAUCUGAGGACCUGGCCCAUUCUUCUAUUAGAUUUGGAAUAGGAAGAUUCACAAUGGAAGAAGAUGUAGAUAAGCUGGCUGAACAAACAUCACACUCUGUAAAAGCACUUAGGGAGAUGUCCCCGCUAUAUGAAAUGGCAAAAAGUGGCAUAGACAUGAGUACCAUAAAAUGGACAGCCUAG
Molecule: messenger RNA, 891 nt
Organism: Vittaforma corneae ATCC 50505
Lineage: Eukaryota; Fungi; Microsporidia; Nosematidae
Exons: 1
Biological process (GO): iron-sulfur cluster assembly
Cellular component (GO): mitochondrion; cytosol
Molecular function (GO): cysteine desulfurase activity
Source: RefSeq, a predicted model, not a curated record